Molecule: messenger RNA, 710 nt
Organism: Sinocyclocheilus grahami
Lineage: Eukaryota; Metazoa; Chordata; Actinopteri; Cypriniformes; Cyprinidae
Product: sideroflexin-5-like
Exons: 8
Biological process (GO): mitochondrial transmembrane transport; citrate transport; monoatomic ion transport
Cellular component (GO): mitochondrial inner membrane
Molecular function (GO): citrate transmembrane transporter activity; monoatomic ion transmembrane transporter activity
Source: RefSeq, a predicted model, not a curated record
GGUUCAUUUUAUGGCAGACUAAGACACUUCCUGGAUGUGAUCGACCCUCGCACGCUCUUUGUAUCAGAGAAACGUUUAAAUGAAUGUAUGAAACUCUUGGAUCAGUUCAAAAAUGGAACUCUGCCUCCAAGUGUGACUAAUGUGCAGGUACGUUUGGGGGUUCAUUUUCUCCUGAAAUCAUCUCAGCACACGGUUCUCCUUUUCCUUUCAGGUUUUGUGCCCUUUGGUACUCCAGUGGUUGUAGGCCUCCUUUUACCCAAUCAGACAUUUGCUUCCACCAUCUUCUGGCAGUGGCUGAACCAGAGCCACAAUGCCUGUGUCAACUACUGCAACCGUAAUGCAUCUAAGCCUACGCCAAUGGCAACGUUUUUCCAGGGUUACCUCGGUGCAGUCAGCAGUGCAGUUACUAUUGCACUCUCCCUUCAUUUAGCAAGUGCCAACGUGUGUAAUGUUUUGCUGAUGCGCCACACUGAGCUGUCAGAGGGCAUCUGCGUACUGGACGACAAAGGCAAUGUGGUGGGCACCUCAAAGCUGGCUGCCAGGCAUGCUCUGAUAGAGACAUCCCUGACCCGUGUCGUGCUGCCCAUGCCUGUUCUCCUGCUGUCACCUUUAAUAAUGGCCAUGCUGGAGAGGUCAGAGGAGUUCUUGUGAAUUUGACAUUUCAGACUUGAGUUAUUUUUACAACACCAUCACACAGUUUACCUCAGAAA